Molecule: messenger RNA, 1336 nt
Organism: Xenia sp. Carnegie-2017
Lineage: Eukaryota; Metazoa; Cnidaria; Anthozoa; Malacalcyonacea; Xeniidae
Exons: 2
Coding region: 62-1336 (424 amino acids)
Source: RefSeq, a predicted model, not a curated record
UUCACUUUGGUAAAAAAUCACAUGAAAUUUGAUUUCCUUCACACUUGUUCGGAUUCGAAAGAUGGCUCCGAUAAAUUUAGCAAUAAAUAAUUGGUUUCUGCAAAUAAUUGUUGCAACUCUUUGUCUUAUUUUGACAUGGAAGGCCUUGAAAUGGAUUACUUCAACAACAAUCAUAAUCAGAAAUCAAAAUAGGAGACGAUUGGAUUUCUUGGAGACAUUAACUGAAAUUAUGUCGCAUUCAUUUGAUGGCCAUGGAAAUAUAUCGUGUUGUAUAACAUUAACAUCAAAAGAAAGUUUAUCUUUUGAACAUGUUCACGAUGCUUUAGUAUUGUUAGUAAAACGUCAACCAAUGUUACGAGCAGUGGUAUCGACAAACAACGACGGAGAACGAUAUUUUGAUAUCAGAAAUAUCGAUGAUGCUAUUCAGUUAUUUGAUAUCACAAAGUCCGAUGUAAAAAUUUCUGAGUGGAAAGAUAUAGUGUACAAGUACACCUCUACCGUACAUAAAAGCUCUUUGCCAUGGAAAGCUGUAAUACUUCAGGAAGAGUUCGAUUCAACAACACAAGAAUAUUCAAAUAUGAUAAUGUUUGCCAUGAACCAUUCCUGUCUUGAUGCUAUUGCUUGCAUAAAGUUCGUUCAGCAAUUUCUCAAAAACAUGAAUGAGAUAUCAAGUGGUGUCACCAAUGUCAAUAAAGAUGUACAAAGUCUCGAACUAUUACCUAGUGCGCACAACUUAGUAAUACAAAAAAGAAUCAGUCAUUCUUUGUUUCGGUUCAUUGUUUCUCAAUUUAGACUUCGUCCAAUAUUGGAGUUUCUUUUGAAAAUAAUGAUGUCUUAUGCUUUUAAAAAGAAACCAAUCAAUCCAUACUACAUAAAGCACCCACCUCUACAUCGUGCUGACAUCCCUCCUGAAAAACGUGCGCGGAUAAAUUUGAGAACAUUUACCGAGCAAGAAACCAAGUCAAUUAUUAACGCUUGCAAAGGUAACGGCUGCACAGUAACUGGAGCAAUUGCGGCUUCUGUACAUCUGGCAUUCAACGAAUUAUUAAAUGAGAAAUAUGAACCGAAAAUGAACACAGAAACGAAUUUCCCCAUUAACAAUCGUUUUUUAUGUGAUCCAAAAGCCCCGGAUGACUAUCUUGGCUUUUUCGUUUAUUUUCAAUCCUGUUGUUUCAAGUAUUCACAUGCUAACCCUGAAAACUUUUGGAUAAUGGCUAAAGAAAGCACAGCACAAUUAAAAGAGAUUUUGAGAAAAAAAACCUUUGUGAAAGAAUUGUCGUUCUCAAGUGUUCUUGAUCCAAACAUUUUGAGGAAGACGUGUUUGGUGCCGUUGUAA